Molecule: messenger RNA, 1816 nt
Organism: Haplochromis burtoni (Burton's mouthbrooder)
Lineage: Eukaryota; Metazoa; Chordata; Actinopteri; Cichliformes; Cichlidae
Gene: jmjd7
Product: jumonji domain containing 7
Exons: 9
Coding region: 577-1515 (312 amino acids)
Molecular function (GO): 2-oxoglutarate-dependent dioxygenase activity
Source: RefSeq, a predicted model, not a curated record
CGGGCGCUCCUCGCAACCGGAGGGCGCCCUUACUCCCAGCAAAAGGCCGUAAGAACACCGAUCGGUGCCAUUCCCAAAAUUCGCUGGCAUGACGUCGGGGCAGCAUCAGUACGAGCAACUUUUUUUGGCCGAUGCCCGUGAUGCCGCCCUGGGCAAAUGCCCAUGUGGCCCAUAAGAGAAACCGCUACUGCUCCCACCUGACAAUAAAGUGUCUCAGGCAGCGAGCCUCAGCCUGAGCCACGGAGCAGCAGCUGGGACUGAAUAUUUUAUGCCUGAUUAUUAUCUGGAUCAUGAUCAGCGGAUUUAUCGGCGCUCUGGAUCAAUAACUGCUUAUGUGCUGCUGCAGCCCCUCCUCCCGCCAGCAGGGGGAAUCCUGCUCUCACAUCAAACAGCGCAGGAACCCUCAAUCUCUGCGCAUGCUCACCGGAAGUAAACAAAUCAGCAUGGCAGCACGCUGCUUGGAAAGAAGCGAUCGGCAGUAUUGAUGAUAAACGUAUCGAUACAGACAGUUAUUGUCGCUGCUGAGGGGAGGAGUUGAUCAUCGAUCAACUGAUGGUAUAAUCAGUCAGCUGCAGGAUGGAAGCAGUGAGGAAUCGACUGGCCGAGUGUUCACAGGAGGCUCACGAUCUGUACCUGAACCAAUCGGUGCCCUACCUGGACGGGCCACCUGAGCCGCUGCAGUUCCACCGUGACUGGAUCGCUCCAAACAAGCCCUGCAUCAUCCGCAACGCCUUCAGCCACUGGCCAGCCCUGGCCAAGUGGAGCCCUGACUAUCUGAGGGAGAAGGUGGGGUCAAAGGUUAUAAGCGUGGCAGUGACUCCAAAUGGCUACGCCGACGCGGUAAAUGGAGAUCGAUUUGUGAUGCCUGAAGAGAGACAGAUGAGCUUCUCCUCUGUUCUUGACAUCAUCGAGGGGAAGGUGGACAAAGGGGGCGGAGUCUUUUAUGUCCAGAAGCAGUGCUCCAACCUGCUGCAGGAGCUGCCCGAGCUCACUGCUGACGUACAGCCGCACAUUGCCUGGAUGAGCACGGCACUCGGAAAGCUGCCGGACGCUGUGAACUUUUGGCUCGGAGAGGCAAACGCCAUCACCUCCAUGCACAAAGAUCACUACGAGAAUCUUUACUGCGUCGUCUCUGGAGAGAAACACUUUGUUUUGAUGCCGCCCACAGACCGCCCUUUCAUCCCCUAUGGUUUGUUCCAACCAGCCAUUUACCAUCAGAGAGAUGACGGCGAGUUCGAGGUCAUCGAUCAGAGCGACUCAGAGAUGGUCCCAUGGAUCCCUCUGGACCCACUGAACCCGGACCUGGAGCGGUUCCCGCAGUACCGGCGGGCGCGGCCGCUCCACUGCAGCGUGAAGGCCGGAGAGAUGCUGUACUUGCCGUCGCUGUGGUUCCACCACGUACAGCAGUCACAUGGCUGCAUCGCAGUGAACUUCUGGUACGACAUGGACUACGACAUCAAGUACAACUACUUUCAACUGCUGGAGGCUCUGUGUGAGGUCACAAGGUCCACGUGACAUCACAGCGACAGUGCCACAUGGCCAAUGAAGUUUUGUUUCUGUGGUGUUUGCAGGUCAAAGUUGGUCAGAAAAUACAUUUGACUAAAGCUCCUCUCCUUCAUCGUUGGAGUCGUCAUCAGCAGCCCAGCCAUGGUUUCCCACGAUUCUUUAUUCACUUUGAGAAUAAAAUUUAUUGUUCUGUCACUGAAAACUUCAUCAAUAACGUUCACGUGGCGUGGAUUGAUUCCACUUCCUGUUAGUGCCUUUGAACGAGCUGCGGAUCAAUAAAAAUAAAAGUCAAACUUUCUCUUUGUGAAUU